Molecule: messenger RNA, 4078 nt
Organism: Lucilia sericata (common green bottle fly)
Lineage: Eukaryota; Metazoa; Arthropoda; Insecta; Diptera; Calliphoridae
Product: 5'-AMP-activated protein kinase subunit gamma-2-like
Exons: 9
Coding region: 923-3700 (925 amino acids)
Source: RefSeq, a predicted model, not a curated record
GCCGUUCAACUGUCGUCAUAUACAACAAUUUAUUGCAUUAUUAUUGCAGUGUACUGCAACAAGCAUGUUAUUAUUGUUGUUGGUUUUUCACUGCAAUAACGAAGGUGGUUUGUGUGAAUAAGUCUAUGGUUUCUCCCUCUUUCCCCCUUAAAACACCCACAUACAAUUACAAUAAGUAUAGCUGCUGCUUGAGAUAGUAAAAUAAUAACAACAACAAUUAAACACCAUAAAUGUAAAUAAAAAGACUUGAAAUAUAAAAAACAAUUACAGUGUUGCAUUUUGGCAAUAAAAUAAAAACAAACCAAAAGAAAACAAAUUAGCAGUUAUUUACCAAAAUUAAAGCCAAACAUAUAUGUACCUCAAUAAUAAAAUGAAAACAAAAGCUCUCUUGAAUUUAUAAUAAAAAGAGAACGAGAGAGAACUACUAGUGAUAGGUCAAUUUCACACAUAGUGUGAGUGUUUGUUUAACAAAUAGAAUUUUAAUUUUGUAAACAGGAGAAUAACAAAGUGUGAUACUUUAAUAUCCACUAGAGAGUGAAUGUGUAUGUCUAGUUUUGUAAACAAGUGUAGAAAAAGUGAGAGAAAAAAAAAACAAUUUCUUAUAAGGCAAAUGUAUUGAAAAAGCAAUUGUCAUUUUAGUAUUGAUACAGCUGUUAGAGGCAGCUUUCACACACAAUAUUUCUUCCAAAAAAAUAACGAAAAUUAUUAAAUAAUAAAAAAAGUUAUAAUAAAUAAAAAGCAAAAACAAUGUGACUUUAAAGUUGUAAAGUAUUUAUACAGAAAAAAACUGAAGUGUCUUAAAUAUUUUAACUAAAGUGUUAACAAAAAGAAAACUAAAAACAAAAAUUAAUUUUUUAACAAAAAAACUCACAAACCAAGUGCUUAAUAUUAUAAUAUAAACAAAAAAAACUAAACUACCAAUAUGCAUGGCAUAACACAUUUAUAUCGCCAGCAUGCCAUAGAAAAGCAGCUGAGCGCUGACUGCUGGCAAAACGGUGGCGGUGGUAUUGGUGCCGAUUCCAGCAGUCACCAUCAUCAAAAUACAACUUCCUAUGGCCGCAGUUAUGUACGUGAUAAUGUUAGCAUGAAUUCUACCUCGGAAUAUGGUUCUCUAAAAGGAACCAGCCGUUUGAGCAGCAUAGAUUCUAGUUCUAGCUCUAGUUCCUCAUCAAAUUCAAAAUCACCCAAUUGGUCUCAGGACAAAGUAAUUGAAAGUUUGGUUAAUGCCUCAAGUCCACAACCGGUGCCGGACACCCAAAAGUCGAUAACAAAUCAUUAUCGUAAUUCACCCACCCACAAUGGGGCACGCAGUUCCUAUGACAGCUAUGGCAGCAGUUUCAAGCGAACACCUUCCUCGAAACGCAGCAUUUUUGAAAGAUCACACAGUCCCGCCGUUUAUGGUAGUCUACGCAAACCAAAUCUACAGGAUUUUAAUAAUUCACCACCCAGCCAAGGUGGUUACUUCCCACACGAUCUUGACGACAUCUAUGAAAGUAAACAGGAUCAUCAGUAUUUCACCUAUUCGGGGCACUCAACACAGCGUCAAGAACGACCCAGCAUUAAUUCAAUAUUUCAUCGUGUGGGUGCCGCGCCCGCCUCUCUUGAUGAGUACUCCAGUAGUCCCAUGAGACAUUCUCUAGAUAGUGGCUGCGUGAAUAUACCACGCUAUCGUUUCGAUAAUACUAGUUUUGUUAAAUCUCUAAGUAUUAAUGAAGAUGAAACCUCCUCACCCAAGGAUCACAAACAUAAGCACAAGGAUAAGCAUGAGCAUCAUGGUCACCAUGGUCAUCAUCAUUCAAUACAGGAAUUACUUAAACAUUUUGGUAAAAAGGUGCACAUUUGGCCACGUAAAUCUCAUGAUAAUACAGCGAGUAGUGUUUGUACUUCACCACAAAAUGAUCCUCAGGAAAAUUUUCGUUCAAGAUCGAAAAGUUUAGAUGUCAAUACGAUUAAUAGACCCAAUCGAAUUUUAGAAGAUUGUGGUGCCACCUAUAAGAUAUUCGAUAAAAUUGUAAAAGAAGGUAAUUCAAAGGGUGCUCAUAUGCGUCGUGCUUCAGCUGAUUUGGAAAAACGACGUGCUUCAGUUGGUGCUGCCAGUCGGGGAUUACGUGGUGAUGGUACUUUAGAUCCACAUCAUGCCGCAAUAUUAUUUAGAGAUUCAAGAGGGUUGCCCGUUGCAGAUCCGUUCCUAGAGAAAGUAAAUCUCUCUGAUUUUGAAGAAGAUGAUUCUCAGAUAUUUGUAAAAUUUUUCCGUUUCCACAAAUGUUACGAUCUAAUACCAACCUCAGCCAAAUUGGUUGUCUUCGAUACACAAUUAUUGGUUAAGAAAGCAUUCUAUGCUUUAGUAUAUAAUGGUGUACGUGCCGCCCCCCUAUGGGAUUCACAGAAACAACAAUUUGUUGGAAUGUUAACCAUAACAGAUUUUAUAAAAAUUUUAAGAAUGUAUUAUAAAUCACCGAAUGCCUCAAUAGAACAAUUGGAAGAGCACAAAUUAGAUACAUGGAGAAGUGUUUUACAUAAUGAAGUUAUGCCAUUAGUUAGUAUCGGUCCCGAUGCUUCGCUAUAUGAUGCCAUUAAGAUACUCGUACACAAUCGUAUACAUCGAUUACCUGUUAUAGAUCCCGCUACGGGCAAUGUAUUAUAUAUAUUAACCCAUAAACGUAUAUUAAGGUUCCUGUUUUUAUAUAUUAAUGAAUUGCCUAAACCUUCUUAUAUGCAAAAGUCAUUGCGUGCUUUAAAAAUUGGCACCUAUGAUAAUAUCGAAGUGGCCGAUGAACAUACAAGCAUUAUAACAGCUUUAAAGAAAUUCGUUGAGCGAAGAGUAUCCGCCUUACCGUUAGUUGAUUCCGAAGGACGUUUAGUUGAUAUCUAUGCUAAAUUUGAUGUUAUUAACCUGGCAGCCGAAAAAACCUACAACGAUCUCGAUGUUUCAUUGCGCAAAGCCAACGAACAUCGCAAUGAAUGGUUUGAGGGUGUGCAAUGUUGUAAUCUAGAUGAGACCCUCUACACCAUACUCGAACGUAUUGUACGAGCAGAAGUCCAUCGUCUAGUGGUGGUCGAUGAGAAUCGCAAAGUUAUUGGUAUUAUAUCUUUAUCCGAUAUUUUACUAUAUCUAGUACUAAGGCCUAGUGGUGAAGGUGUUGGUGUUUCUGAUAUCUCGCUACGUGCAUCAGAUCCCAUAUUACAAAGGAAAUUGUCAGAUGAUGAAGAUGCCACUUCACUGGAUAAUAAAUCACCUUCAGUGGGUUCGGGUAGUCGUAGUCUUAUUGAAGAUAUACCCGAAGAAGAAGUGUAUGGAGGUGGAGAUAAAGUUUCAAAAGAGGAAGAAACUGAUAAGGUAGAUAUGGCAAAUACGGAUAAAGUUAAUAAUAAUCAGGAGCAGGAACAAGGCUCGGAAAUAGUUGUAGAACAAGGUGUUAAAGUGACAAAUGAUAGCAGUGGCCUACAGGCAGAAAUAUCAUUUGCCGAUGAAGCCGAAGAGGAUGCUAAUAGUAAUGAAGGGGCCGACAAUGAACAGGAGAGUAGGCAGACUGCCGAAGAAGAAGAGGAUGAGGAUGCUAAGGAUGUGAUAAGCGGUAAUUGUGAUAAUUUAAAAAAAUCAAACUCAGAUGAUGCAACGGCGGAAUUAACAACAACAUCAUCUGUUACCAGCGCUCUUAAGCAAACAACAGCUCGUGAAAUGGCUCUUGUUAGUGAAUAAACAUUUUACUUUUGAAACAACAAACAAAUAAAACAUAAUUAUUUAAUUAUAUAAUAAUUAAUAUUUAAUAUUUAAACUACACAAGUGUGAAUAUAUGAAAGGAUUGAUGAUAAAUAUUAUUGUAAACUUAACUAAAAUUAUACAGUUAUUUUCUUUAACUUUUUAUUUAGUUUAAAAUUUGAAUUUCUGUUUUCUUAAAAGCAAAGAAUUUAUCAUUGAAGGAAAUUUAAAAGAAAAUUCAUUAUUAUAAUUCAUUUCAAAGCAGUAGGCAAAAAGAUAAUUAAAAAAGUUGUUUAAGAAAAAUUAAUUCAUUUUUACAACAAAUUUAUUUAAUUUUUAUGCUUAAAUAGCUACUAAAAUAGUUUUUAUAUAAAGUAA